This is a messenger RNA of Ilyonectria robusta, 1278 nucleotides long. RefSeq lists its product as uncharacterized. The transcript has 2 exons. The record is from RefSeq and is a predicted model, not a curated record. Bases 177 to 1085 code for a protein of 302 amino acids. NCBI's taxonomy places the organism in Eukaryota, Fungi, Ascomycota, Sordariomycetes, Hypocreales, Nectriaceae.
CACUUAUUAUGACCCCUGUAGAUACAUACACCCCGUACCAUAGUUAAGCACGCACACCCCACCCCUACCACAACUUUCCUCCUUCCUUCAACCCUCUAGGCAUCAUCGUCAUUUCUCCAACCACUUUCUUUGUCUUUCUCCAGCAUCAACAAACCAUCAACAAACCCGACGCCAUCAUGGCCGCUGCAUCGCCGAUUGAUACAGUAUCAUCCUGGGACUCAUCCUUGGCGUUGGCGCCUAUCUCAACCAAGACUUCAACAGUACCAUCGCUUGAUAUGGCGUCGCCGGCAAUCCAGUUCACCACUAUCAAGAGGCUUUUCGAUGAGAUCGACCGCACUGCUGGAGAUGCUCUUACCGUCCAUGAUGUAUCCGUCCAGCAGUUUGCUGAGAUUGAGAAGACAAGAGACAAACGCAAAAGAAGAUUCCGAUUCCACUUCUCCGCUGCUACCAAGAUUCUCAUCAUCACUAUUCCAACUGGAUUACACGAACAAGUUCACCAUUGGAUUCGGGAUAGCAUCAUUAUUGCCAUCUCUCAGAUGGGGUUAAGGGAUGCCUGGAGAGCCGUGGGCGCUACAACAUUUCAAGUACAAUCCCCGCACUUCAGUAGUGGAGAAGGCGACUCGGCGGGAGGCCCAAGACCACAACGGAGUGGUGGUAGAAGUUGGCCAACCCUUGUUAUUGAAGCAGGGUACUCGCAGACACUGCAAGAAAUGAGGCAACGUAUGAGAUGGUGGUUUGGUGCAUCAAACCACGAGGUCAAGAUUGUUCUUUUGGCCAAGCUCAACCGCAACGCAAGAAACAUUACAAUCGAGAAAUGGAUUGAGGUCCCAGCGCAGAUCCGACCUGGCGCUACCAACACACGCGCGGCGGCUCAGCUCGAGCCUGACUGCAGCCAGACGAUCAGUAUUACACAGAAUCCUGGCAAUCCUGGCAAUCCCGUAUCGUACGAUAUCACUAGAGGGGAUCUACGACUGGAGUUUGAUCUUUUGUUCUUGAGACAGCCAGGCGGCGGAGAGAGCGAUAUUAUCAUUAGUAUGGAGCGCCUUAGAGUGUAUGCAGAGUGUGUCUGGGAAGAAGAGGUUUAGUUAGUUAGGAGGAACGGCAAGUUGAAGGACUAGAGAUUGCGCUGAGCAUCGAGAUCUGCGUCAGCUUAUAUGAAUCAACAUGAUCACAUACUACGCGGAAAUGGGUAGCUACGUUCCAGGCUAGCUCUGUCGUAUUUCGAUCAUGGGGCAAUUCAUAUGUUCUCACACUGUCAUACAACAUCUUUUCUUCGCA